CGUCCACCAACGUUACCACUUUUCUAUAUAAAUCUACUUCCACUCUUCCUCAUUUUCUCAACAAUAUCCUCCACUUUCCUUCUCUCCAAACACAAUUCACUAAAGCAAAAACAGCUAGAAGAAGAAGGAAUGGCCGCCUCGGAUAAAGUUCAAGAACUGCAUGUAUAUGAGAUGAAUGAAAGAGAUCGUGGUAGUCCAGCUUACCUUCGUUUAAGUCAGAAACCUGUUAACUCACUUGGUGAUAUUGUCCCUUUUAGCAACAAAAUAUAUAGGGGAGAUUUGGAGAAACGGAUAGGAAUAACAGCAGGGAUGUGUAUAUUGAUAGAGCAUAAACCCGAACUGAAAGGUGACCGCUACGAAGCCAUCUUCAGCUUUUACUUCGGAGACUACGGUCACAUAGCGGUGCAGGGACCUUACUUGACUUACCAGGACUCGUAUCUCGCUAUUACUGGUGGAUCUGGCAUUUUUGAAGGUGUCUCUGGUCAGGUCAAGCUCCACCAAAUCGUCUUCCCCUUUAAGAUUUUCUACACUUUCUAUUUGAAGGGAAUUGGUGAACUCCCAGAAGAGCUGCUUUGCAAGCCGGUUGACCCACACCCAGCUGUUGAAGCCGCUCCGGCUGCUAAGGCUUGCGAGCCACAUGCCGCCAUUGCAAAUUUCACUAAUUAAAUAAAUUAUGAAUCUUAUGUAAUUUUAAAUCCAAAGGUGUUAGUAUUUUUAUUUUCAUUUUAAUAUUUUGUACCUUUAUAAGAGGAUAUCAUUAAAUUGUUAUUUCUUAUUA
Gossypium raimondii (Peruvian cotton) is the source of this 778-nucleotide messenger RNA. Its product is annotated as allene oxide cyclase, chloroplastic. The record is from RefSeq and is a predicted model, not a curated record. The transcript is spliced from 3 exons. Gene Ontology annotation, biological process: jasmonic acid biosynthetic process. Lineage: Eukaryota; Viridiplantae; Streptophyta; Magnoliopsida; Malvales; Malvaceae. Gene Ontology annotation, molecular function: allene-oxide cyclase activity. Bases 130 to 666 code for a protein of 178 amino acids.